This is a messenger RNA of Verticillium alfalfae VaMs.102, 2076 nucleotides long. RefSeq names its product cytochrome P450 3A21. The record is from RefSeq and is a predicted model, not a curated record. The transcript has 3 exons. Gene Ontology annotation, molecular function: iron ion binding; monooxygenase activity; heme binding. The coding region runs from base 1 to 2076 and encodes 691 amino acids. Lineage: Eukaryota; Fungi; Ascomycota; Sordariomycetes; Glomerellales; Plectosphaerellaceae.
AUGCUGAAUUGGGCGACGCUAUUGCUGUGGGCGCUGGGCCUUUACCUUGCAUACCUGCCCAUCCGCAUCAUCACGGGCUGCUACGCAACAUCUCCGAGGUUAAGAAGACGGGCUUCCAUGGUUCUGGCACCUCGCCGAUAUGGGCACCGCUCGUCAAACGCCUCCCGCGAGCGUGGUGGGAAAACUGGAUCGAGUACGUGCUCCAAACCUGAAUACGGCCGCCGAAUCUUGUGUGCUAAUCCCCGGUGCGGCAGCAUCAUGCUGGAUAACUGGGCUAUCAAGUACCACCACCAUCCGUUUGCGAAACACGGCGAAACGUUUGCUCUCGUCUCGCCCUUUCAGAUCCUCAUCAUCACCGAUAGUGCCGAGGUGAUCCACCAAGUCAGCCAGCAGCGGGACAAGUUCCACAAGCUUCUUGAGAUCUACGACAUUCUGCGGCAAUACGGUGAUAACCUUCUGUCAACUGAGGGAGCGGCCUGGCGGCGGCACAGGAAGGCCACGUCGCCAGCCUUCACGGAGAAAAAUGUCGCUCUCAUCUUCCAGGAGGCCGUUGCGCAGAGCCAGAGCAUGAUCCGCUACUGGACAGUGAACGAAGACGGUACGCCGCGCACAGGCACCAUAGAGAGCGUCGACCGAGAUACGUGCCGCUUCGCGCUGGGCGUAAUUGGCUUCGUCGGCUUCGGCCUCCGCAUACUGUGGCCGGGACAGGCCUCGCCCGAACACGCGGAUCCCAAGUGGCACAAGUUUGAGAGCCUGGAGGUCCCGGAAGGCUACACCACGAGCUUUUCGGAGUGCCUUGUGGGCAACAUGUCGAACAUCAUGUGGUUGAUGCUAGCGCCGCCGUGGGUUCUGAGGCGCCUGCCCUUCGAAUGCACCAAACGCGCAGCGGAUGCGCGAGAGGACUUUGACAAAUACAUUGACGAGAUGAUUCGGAACAAGACGGAAGAUGUCAUCAAGUUGAACAACGGCGAUCCGGGGAUGGACCUGCUCGGGCAUCUCGUUCGCACCAAGUACGCGCGCGAGGGACCUACGAGAGUCACCAGCAGUGACACUGAAAAGCAGUCUGGGGGCGCUGCACCGGGUCAGCUGAGGCUUGCCCCAGAACCGCUGCUGUCAGACUCGGAAAUUAUUGGCAACGCUUUUAUCAUGUUCAUCGCCGGCCACGAGACGACAGCGAACGCAACGCACUUCACUGCCGUCCACCUGGCAGCGCGUCCCGCCUCCCAGAGAGCAGUGCAGAGAGACAUUGAUCACAUUUUUGAUCGCGACAGUAACCCGGCGAGCUGGAAAUAUGAAGAUUGCAUCAAUCCCAUGAGCGCAUCCAUGAUCGGGGCAUCCCUGAACGAGACGCUCCGGCUCAUCCCAGCUGCGGGCGAGCUGCCGAAGCGGGUCAACCCCGAGAGGGAUGGCAUUGUGACCAUUCACGGCCAGAGGCACGCUCUGCCAGGGAACGCGCACAUACUGGUGGUGUCUCUCGCGGCGCACCGCAACCCGAAUCUGUGGCCGACGCAACCGAGUCGCAUCACGGCCAAGGAGAACGACUUGGACGACUACAUCCCGGAGCGCUGGUUCAGGACUGGUGACGGGUCCGUGCAGUCGGGCGGGACCGAAGGGCAACAGGCCAAUAUUGCCGAAGACAACGACAGUUUCCGGUUCACCGACACGAGCGAGAAGCUGUUCAGGCCUGCACCGGGAGCGUACACGCCCUUCGGCGAUGGCCCCCGAAGCUGCAUCGGGCGGCGCAUCGCGCAAGCUGAGGUCAUGGUGGCCAUCUCGGUUCUCUUCCAGAAGUACAGCGUUGAACUGGCCGUGGACGAGUGGGCGACGGACGAGGAGGUCGAGAGGAUGGACAGAGCGGCAAGGCGGAUGCUAUAUGCCAAGGCACAGGUACGCUUUCGGGAGCUCAUGACCACGCUGGCGUCGUUGAUCACUGUGAAGCUGCCUCCAGGAUCGCAUGUUCCUGUCAGGCUGGUGCCCAGGGGACAGGAGAGGAAGACCAAAGGAUCGCGCCUGACGCGCCGCUCCCAAAUUGGCGACAGGAGCGACCAAGACCAACAUGGCUCUGCCGUCUGGUGA